This is a messenger RNA of Lotus japonicus, 3464 nucleotides long. Its product is annotated as putative pentatricopeptide repeat-containing protein At5g09950. Gene Ontology annotation, molecular function: protein binding; zinc ion binding; RNA binding. The transcript has a single exon. The record is from RefSeq and is a predicted model, not a curated record. Gene Ontology annotation, biological process: RNA modification. Lineage: Eukaryota; Viridiplantae; Streptophyta; Magnoliopsida; Fabales; Fabaceae. Bases 324 to 3410 code for a protein of 1028 amino acids.
CACAUGACUUAGGACACCAUGCCUACAAAAAUCCCAAGUUGGUGGACAUUCUUCGGGAUAUCCUCUGACGUUACAACAUGUCAUUAGCUUGCCUCUGCAAGUUAAGGAGGAGACAAUCCUCCCUGCCGGAGAUCCUUAAUAUGUCAUUAACAUUCUAUCAGAGGUAGACUGCAUGUGCCUGUAAGAGCUAUAACAUUUUUAUUAUUAAAAAAGAUGAAAGUUUAUUUUUCACUUUUCCUAUUAAGUGACUGGUGAUAAAACAAACAAAAAGGCUUAGACUUUUCAUUUUCUGGUUGCCAAACAAACUUACACAAAGCAAUAGCAUGAUACUCUGCUACAGCCGAUUGUUAUGCAGCAGUUCAACUCGUGCUCUUUCCACGCUUUCUCACUGCAGCUUAUCUCAUUCCCCACACCACUUCAAGUUUCCACCUUUGCAUUUGGAAUGUGAUCAAUACAAAAGUGCUACUUGCUUGGAAGAUGCCCAUCAGCUUCAUUUGCAGAUAUACAAAACUGGAUUUACCAAUGAUGUCUUCUUGUGUAAUACUCUUAUUAAUGCAUAUAUCAGAUUUGGCAGUUUGGUUUCUGCACAGAAACUGUUUGAUGAAAUGCCGCAGAAGAACCUCGUUUCUUGGUCUUGUUUAAUUUCUGGCUAUACACAACAUGGCAUGCCUGAUGAGGCAUGUAUUUUGUUCAAAGGGAUCAUUUGUGCUGGCCUCUUACCAAACAACUAUGCCAUUGGUAGUGCUCUUAGAGCUUGCCAAGAGAGUGGUCCAACUAGGCUUAAACUCGGGAUGGAGAUUCAUGGCUUGAUGUCCAAAUCUCCAUAUUCGUCAGACAUGAUUUUGUCUAAUGUGCUUAUGUCCAUGUAUUCAGGUUGCUCAGCUUCCGCUGAUGAUGCUUAUCGUGUUUUUGAUGAAAUGAAAAUUAAAAAUUCUGCCUCCUGGAAUUCUAUCAUAUCGGUUUAUUGUCGUAAGGGAGAUGCAAUUUCUUCUUUUAAGCUAUUCUCAAGCAUGCAAAGGGACGCUACAGAGCUUACGUUCAGGCCUAAUGAGUAUACCUUUGGUAGCUUGGUAACUGCUGCUUGCUCUCUAGUUGACUUUGGGCUGAGUUUGCUUGAGCAGAUGCUGACCUGGAUUGAGAAAUCUGGAUUCUUGCAUGAUCUAUAUGUUGGUAGUGCAUUGGUCAAUGGGUUUGCAAGGUAUGGUCUAAUAGAUUAUGCUAAAAAGCUUUUCGAGCAAAUGGGGGGUCGUAAUGCAGUAACUAUGAAUGGGUUCAUGGUUGGAUUGACGAAGCAGCACCAGGGUGAAGAAGCAGCUAAGAUAUUCAAGGGAAUGAAAGAUUUAGUUGAAAUAAAUGCAGAAUCUCAUGUGGUUCUUUUAAGCGCUUUUACUGAAUUUUCAAAUGUAGAGGAAGGGAAGAGAAAGGGUAAAGAGGUUCAUGCUUACCUGAUUCGCAAUGCCUUGGUUGAUGCCAUUUUGAUUGGAAAUGCACUUGUCAAUAUGUAUGCAAAAUGUGAUGUCAUUGAUGAUGCUCGGUCAGUUUUUCAUCUCAUGCCUAGCAAAGAUAUUGUCUCAUGGAACUCCAUGAUCUCUGGCCUUGACCACAAUGAGCGAUUUGAGGAGGCAGUUGCUUGUUUCCAUAAAAUGAGGAGAAAUGGAAUGGUACCCUCAAAAUUUUCAAUCAUUAGUGCUUUGAGUUCAUGUUCAAGCUUGGGUUGGAUCAUACUAGGACGACAGAUACAUGGUGAAGGGAUCAAAUGGGGGCUUGAUUUGGAUGUUUCAGUUUCAAAUGCUCUUCUAACAUUAUAUGCUGAAACUGAUUAUAUCAGUGAAUGUCAGAAAGUUUUCUUUCUCAUGCCAGAGUAUGAUCAAGUUUCUUGGAAUGCUUUUAUUAGUGCACUAGCAAAUUCAGAGGCAUCAGUCUUACAAGCUAUAGAAUAUUUCCAGGAGAUGAUGCGAGCUGGAUGGAGACUUAAUAGAGUGACGUUUAUAAAUAUUUUAGCAGCAGUUUCUUCUCUUUCAUUUCUUGAACUGGGCCGUCAAAUUCAUGCUUUAAUCUUAAAAUAUUCUGUUUCUGAAGACAAUCCUAUUGAGAAUUUGCUUCUAGCUUUCUAUGGAAAGUGUAUGCAGAUGGAGGACUGUGAGAUUAUUUUCUCUAGAAUGUCUGAGCGGAGAGAUGAAGUCAGUUGGAACUCAAUGAUUUAUGGAUAUAUACACAAUGGAAUCCUGGACAAGGCCAUGGAUUUUGUAUGGUUUAUGAUGCAAAGGGGGCAAAGACUGGAUGGUUUCACAUUUGCGACUGUUCUUAGUGCUUGUGCUUCAGUUGCAACACUAGAGCGCGGUAUGGAAGUUCAUGCAUGUGCAAUAAGAGCUUGUUUAGAAUCUGAUGUUGUUGUCGGAAGUGCACUAGUUGACAUGUAUGCAAAAUGUGGGAAGAUAGAUUAUGCUUCAAGAUUCUUUGAAUUGAUGCCUGUGAGAAACAUAUAUUCUUGGAAUUCAAUGAUUUCAGGUUAUGCACGGCAUGGACAUGGACAAAAAGCUCUAAAGCUUUUCACAAAAAUGAAACAGCUUGGCCAACUGCCAGAUCAUGUCACGUUUGUUGGGGUCUUAUCAGCUUGUAGUCAUGUAGGAUUAGUUGAUGAAGGAUUUAAGAAUUUCAAAUCAAUGAGUGCAGUGUAUGAACUGGCUCCGCGGAUAGAGCACUACUCUUGUAUGGUAGAUCUCCUCGGGCGUGCCGGUGAUGUUAAGAGAAUAGAGGAUUUUAUCAAAACAAUGCCGAUGGAACCUAAUGUCCUCAUUUGGAGAACAGUUUUAGGGGCAUGUGGUCGCCGUGCUAAUGGCCGCAAUACAGAGCUAGGACAGAGGGCUGCAAAGAUGCUUAUUGAAUUAGAGCCACAGAAUGCUGUGAACUAUGUGCUUCUUUCUAACAUGCAUGCUGCUGGUGGGAAAUGGGAAGAUGUAGCGGAGGCGAGGUUGGCAAUGAAGAAGGCUUCAGUGAGGAAGGAAGCUGGGCGUAGUUGGGUGAACAUGAAGGAUGGAGUUCAUGUGUUUGUGGCUGGAGAUCAAACACACCCAGAAAGAGAAAAAAUCUAUGGAAAACUCAAGGAGCUAAUGAGCAAAAUUAGGGAUGCUGGAUAUGUGCCUGAAACCAAAUAUGCACUCUAUGAUCUUGAACUUGAAAACAAAGAAGAACUACUCAGCUAUCAUAGUGAAAAGUUAGCAAUUGCUUUUGUUCUCACUCGCAAAUCUGAACUGCCAAUUAGAAUAAUGAAGAACCUUCGGGUUUGUGGUGACUGUCACACUGCUUUCAAAUACAUAUCAAAUAUUGUUAGUCGACAGAUAAUUUUACGAGAUUCCAAUAGAUUUCACCAUUUUGAUGGUGGCAUAUGUUCUUGUGGAGAUUAUUGGUGACCAUUGACUAAUGCUGAAUAGUUAUGGAUUUUCUUUGGUGUUACAAUAUGGAAA